Molecule: messenger RNA, 1980 nt
Organism: Rotaria sp. Silwood1
Lineage: Eukaryota; Metazoa; Rotifera; Eurotatoria; Philodinida; Philodinidae
Source: the annotation of a GenBank genome assembly
AUGUUUAUUGGUUUAUUUAUCGUUUGUACACUGUUCUACAUUGUUUACGAAAAUAAAUUAGGUAUCAUAUUACCUCAGAUAGUAUUUCAAUGGUUUGGCUAUACUAUUACAGCAACACAUGCAUUAUAUGUAACAAUUGCUAUUGUAUUAUUGUUUUGUUUCUUAUUGGGUACUCGGUCUGUAUUAAAAUGGCCAAUAUUUUUAUUUUUUAUUUCAUUCAUUCUCGCUGAAUUAUUUCUUUACAUACUUUUACGAUAUUUUAUUCGUUUACUAGAAUCAAUAUUUAUUCGACCAUCAACAUUAAAUAAUGCUGGAACUUAUGAAGAAUGGUAUGAAUAUGCUUGUGAAACUGAUAAAUUACAUGGAAGAGAAAUAUGGAAAGCAAAGCCUGAAUCAAAAUAUUAUAAUGAAAAUUUAAUUCGUACAUUUACUGAUGAAUUGAAAAGCUAUCGAGAAUUGGGAGAUAUUGAAAAACUCAUAAAAAUAUUACAAAUAUGUAUUAAUAAAAGUAUGAAUGGAAUUUUUAAUGAACAUUUAUAUUCGAAAAGCUUAGUUGGGACAAAAUAUAUUAUAGAAGAAUACAUUCAAGAGAUUGUCACAAGUUUAAACUAUUUAACGGAACAAGCUCAAUCACUUAAAGUCUACAAAACAUAUCCAACACAUGUUUUAUCGCCAACCAUUGGUUAUUCUAUUACAUCUACAAAUGCUGAUGAAAUGUAUCAUAGUACAACACAGCUGCUGACAAAUACCAAUAUCAAUAGUGAUUAUUCUGAAUUACAAACUUCAUUUUCUAAACAAGCUAUCAACGUUUUAACUACUGAUAACUCUUCUACGGGAAUUCUAUCAACUGAAUUUGUAUUACAAGCUUUAAAAGAUAUGAAAUCUCAUUAUGGUGCAACAGCAUUAUGUUUAUCUGGUGGUGCUGGAAUUGGUCAUUAUCAUUGGGGAGUGGUAAAAGCACUCUUAUCUUCCGGUUAUUUACCUAAAAUUAUAAGUGGUACAAGUAGUGGAGCCGUAGUAGCAGCUGUUGUUUGUACAAGAUCAGAUGACGAAUUACGAUCAACAUUACAAGCUGAAGUAUUAUUACCUCAUUUGAAUUGUUUUGAUGCUCCUUGGAUGGAUCGAAUUAAGUGUUAUAUUAAAUGUCAAGCUAUGUUCGAUCGAGAUGCUUGGUUAGAAAAAUUACAAUGGUUUGCUGGAGCAGAUGGAUUCGAAAAAGUUGGAUUAACUUUCAAAGAAGCAUAUGAAAAAACUGGUCGUAUAUUAAAUAUCACUGCUACAAAUGCACAAAAACAUUAUCCACCACUUUGUCUUAAUUAUUUAUCAACUCCAAAUGUAACAAUUGCUUCAGCUGUACUAGCUUCAGCAGCUGUACCUGGUUUAAUUCAUCCAGUUCAUUUAAUUGAGAAAAUAGUGGAUAAAAAUGGUCAAAUAAGUUACCGUCCUUUACAUGGUGGACGAUUAACAUUUCGAGAUGGAAGUUUUGAAAAUGAUAUACCGUUAAAUACCUUGUCAGAAGUAUUUGGAUGUAGUUACUUUUUAGUAAGUCAAACAAAUCCACAUAUUGUUCCUUUCUUUUUUAAUGCUCGUGGACAAGGUGGCUUACCAUCAGGUUGGCGGUUACGCGGAGGAGCAUAUCGUGGAGGAUUUUUAUUAGCAGCCAUUGAAUUAUUGUUGAAAGAAGAUAUGAAAAAAAAUUUACGAGUAUUGGGAAUGCUAGAUUUAUUACCUGUUGUUUUUGGACAAGAUUGGUCUUUCUUAUUUUUACAAGAAUUUCAAGGUCAAAUAACUAUGGUACCACAUGUACGGCUAAUUGACUAUUUUCUAUUGAUUAGUGAUAUUAAAAAUGUUAACGAGAUUUCAUACUAUCUUCAAGAGGGAAAAUUGACAGCUUGGAGAAAAUUUAGCAUGAUUAAAAACAGAGAGAUAAUUAGAUUAACGUUAGAAGAUUGUAUACAAAUGUUAGAAAAUAAAAUAUAA